Molecule: messenger RNA, 420 nt
Organism: Parnassius mnemosyne (clouded apollo)
Lineage: Eukaryota; Metazoa; Arthropoda; Insecta; Lepidoptera; Papilionidae
Source: the annotation of a GenBank genome assembly
AUGCCAAAACUAUCUGAUAAACACAUAAUACCAGAAAAAUUUUCAAAAAUGAAGGUUAAAUGUGCAACCCAAGUAUUCAGUCAAUCAGUAGCAGUUAACAUGGGAUAUUUAGCAAGUAAAGGAGUAAUUGACAAAGAAUGCCAAGACACAGCCGACGUAAUAUUAUUCUUCGACAACCUGUUCGACUCUUUAAAUGGUAGUUACCUAAACUCGAAAAAGAAAGCAGGGAAAGCUCUUCUAGGACCAGUAAGACCCAACUCUAUCCAUAAAAAAGUUUGGCGUGAUGCUAAGCAAGUAUUACUUACCAUGAAAUUUGUUAAAAAUGGAAAAACUACAGUUGUUCCAAGUAUAACAAAUUGGCUCCAGUCAAUCAAAAAUAUGGAAUAUCUUGUUAAUCAAUUAGAAAAACGGAUAGAUUAG